This is a messenger RNA of Sesamum indicum (sesame), 2361 nucleotides long. RefSeq names its product leucine-rich repeat receptor-like protein kinase PXC1. Gene Ontology annotation, biological process: protein phosphorylation. NCBI's taxonomy places the organism in Eukaryota, Viridiplantae, Streptophyta, Magnoliopsida, Lamiales, Pedaliaceae. Gene Ontology annotation, molecular function: ATP binding; protein binding; protein kinase activity. The record is from RefSeq and is a predicted model, not a curated record.
CCCCCUCCUUUAAUCAUUUCAAUCAAGUGUUGUAUUCGAUUUUUCAAGUUAAAUUUAGUUAAGCUCAUUUUUCAUCUCUCUUUUACCCUUCACUCUCAUUCCAUGCAACUUCCUCUGUGCUAACAGAUGGACCUCCACUUCUUCUCCUUUCUCCUCCUCUCAGCCACUUUACUCUUCCCCUCCUCCGCCCUCUCCAAUGACACUGCCGCUCUCUCCCUUUUCCGUUCCCAAACUGACCCCCACGCCACGCUCCUCUCCAACUGGACCACCUCCUCUCCCACCUCCACCGCUUGCUCCGCCAACUGGUUUGGAGUAAACUGCACUGACAACCGUGUCACUGCUCUCUCUCUCCCCUCUCUCAAUCUCCGCGGCCCCAUCGACGCCCUCUCCUCCCUAGAUCAGCUCCGCCUCCUCGACCUCCGCGGCAACCGCCUCAACGGCACACUCACUCCCAUCACACAAUGUCUGAACUUGAAGCUCAUUUACCUCUCAGGCAACGACUUUUCCGGUGAAAUACCACCGGAAUUCUCCUCCCUCCACCGCCUCCUCCGUCUCGACCUUUCCAAUAACAACCUCCGCGGCACCGUUCCGUCUCAGCUCUCCAAUCUUUCCCGCUUGCUCACUCUUCACCUCCAAAACAACGAGCUCUCCGGGACUAUCCCAAAAUCCCUUGAUUCGCUUCCACAGCUUAAAGAAUUAAACUUGUCAAACAAUGAGCUAUACGGGCUGCUGCCGAAGAGUUUGUUAUCCCGGUACGGCGAGGCUAGCUUUUCCGGCAAUGAAGGGCUGUGCGGGAAUAGCCCUUUUCCUAAGUGUUCCUACACUGGUACUGGGCAACCACCCUCAUCUUCUGAAACGGUGCCGUCCAAUCCUAGUUCCCUUCCUUCAUCAACAACUGCUACAAUUGAAGAGCCAUCAAACAAUCAUCACAAAAGGCUGAGCAACGGAGCAAUAGUAGCUAUUGUGGUGGCUAAUUCAGUACUACUUUUGGUAAUCGUCUCAUUUGUGGUGGCGUACUAUUGUGGGAAGUACUCAAGGGAAACGAGUUCCAUGGCGGAGAGCGAGGGUGGGAAGAGGAGCAGCUACUCGAGCGACAAGAGAGUUUACGCGAAUAAUGGAGGUGGAGAUAGUGAUGGUACUAAUGCUACUGAUCAGAGUAAGCUGGUGUUUUUUGACAGGAAAAAGCAGUUUGAGCUGGAGGAUUUGCUCCGGGCAUCGGCUGAGAUGCUAGGAAAAGGGAGUUUGGGGACUGUUUACAAGGCUGUUCUUGAUGAUGGAUGCACUGUGGCUGUAAAGAGGCUCAAGGAUGCAAAUCCUUGCGCUAGGAAAGAAUUUGAGCAGUAUAUGGAUGUGAUUGCGAAGCUUAGGCAUCCUAAUGUAGUGAGAUUCAGGGCUUAUUACUAUGCCAGGGAAGAGAAGUUGCUUGUUUAUGAUUACAUGCCUAAUGGCAGCCUACAUGCACUUCUUCAUGGAAACAGAGGACCAGGGAGAAUACCACUGGAUUGGACCACACGAAUCAGUUUGAUACUGGGAGCUGCUCGCGGGCUUGAAAGAAUCCAUCAAGAGUAUGCAGCUUCAAGAAUUCCUCAUGGCAAUGUGAAAUCAUGCAAUAUAUUGCUGGACAGAAAUGGGGUUGCUUGCAUUUCUGAUUUCGGAUUGUCUUUGCUUCUGAACCCAGUUCAUGCCAUAGCCAAAUUGGGAGGUUACAGAGCCCCAGAGCAGGCUGAAAUCAAGAGACUCUCACAGAAUGCUGAUGUUUACAGCUUUGGAGUUUUGCUGCUUGAGGUGCUGACAGGCCGGGCUCCAUCGGAGCAUCCAUCACCAGGACGGGUUCGGACCGAGGAGGAGGAGCUUGCAGUGGAUUUGCCGAAAUGGGUUCAGUCAGUGGUUAGGGAUGAGUGGACAGCUGAAGUUUUUGAUCAAGAGUUGUUGAGGUACAAGAACAUUGAGGAGGAGCUGGUGUCAACACUGCAUGUAGCAAUGGCUUGUGUGGUGCCACAGCCUGAAAAGAGGCCUAACAUGAGUGAAGUGGUUAAAAUGAUUGAGGAAAUAAGGGUUGAGCUGUCUCCCUUGGGGGAAGAUUACGACGAAUCACGCAAUUCCCUCUCGCCAUCCCUUGCAACAACUGAAGAUUUCUGAAUCCGUCACUGCGUCUAAAUUUGCACUGUCUUAUUGCAAAUUUGUUGCUUCUUUCCCUUGAGGGAGAUAUAAUUCUUUAUCUCUGUAGUAGCCUAGUUUGUGGAAGCAACUAGUAUUCCUUGUGUAUCAUUGCCCUAUUGUGAAUCAAACUAUCUAAUGUUCUCUAGCUUACUCGUUGAGGAAUCACUUUAAAUUUUGUUAUAAAUUGUGUUGUUGCAUGCA